AUGGCAAAUCGGAAAGGCAAAAGUAAAAAGUUAGAAUCUCCGUGGAAAGGGCCGGGAGUAGUCCUAGCGAAAAUAACAUCAUAUGUUUACAAAGUGCAGCUAGAGAAAAUGACAACCGUCAUUAAUCACGACCGAAUGAAAAGAUGUUGUGACCUCGAGACACCCAAUUGGGUAAAAAAGAAACAGAAGGAGGUGAUUGAUGGUGUCCCGGCAAAUCUGGAUACUGGUGAUUUGGAAAUAUUCUGUUUCUGUCGAAAAGGGGAUAAUGGAUCGUUCAUGAUACAGUGUGACAGGUGUGAUGAGUGGUAUCAUGGUGAUUGUGUGGGUGUGAAUGCAGAGCAAGCAGAUAAGUGGACAGAGUAUUUCUGUCCAGCCUGCCAGAGAAAAUCAGUGCAAAAAAGCAGUGUAUUAGAUGUAUAG
Messenger RNA from Magallana angulata, 420 nucleotides. Its product is annotated as CXXC-type zinc finger protein 1-like. The transcript has a single exon. Gene Ontology annotation, cellular component: Set1C/COMPASS complex. Bases 1 to 420 code for a protein of 139 amino acids. NCBI's taxonomy places the organism in Eukaryota, Metazoa, Mollusca, Bivalvia, Ostreida, Ostreidae. The record is from RefSeq and is a predicted model, not a curated record.